Messenger RNA from Anisakis simplex (herring worm), 567 nucleotides. Lineage: Eukaryota; Metazoa; Nematoda; Chromadorea; Rhabditida; Anisakidae. The record is from the annotation of a GenBank genome assembly.
AUGUGUCCUGAUCCGUAUAAAGGUCCGUGGGGUGGAAGGAACUGUCGUGAUUCAUUGCUUCAGCCAAAACGCUCAUGCGAAUGCAAUUAUUCACAGUGUAAGGCUUGUGAUGAGUACAUGAACGAAUUACACAACGCACUCAAAUAUGAAUACGCAGAAAAUGGUGUCGCAGGUAUGCUAAUUGAAUCGAUACAAGGUGUUGGUGGAGUGGUACAAUUUCCGAAGGAGUUUAUCAAGAGAGCAUUUGAUACGAUACACUCCAAAGGCGGUAUCUGUAUAAGUGAUGAGGUACAAACUGGAUUCGGACGACUCGGCUCACAUUUCUGGGGCUUUCAAUCGCAAGAUGCUAAUCCUGAUAUUGUCACCAUGGCAAAGGGCAUUGCAAAUGGUUUCCCGAUGGGUGUUGUGGUAACAACUGAGGAAAUAGCAAAAAGUCACUCGAAACCGCUUUAUAUGAACACAUUCGGUGGUAAUCCAUUGGCUUGUACUGUAGCCAAAGCUGUUCUCGAGGUGAUUGAGGAAGAAAAGUUGCAAGAGAACAGUGAGAAGAUCGGUGAAUUUAUAAUG